Molecule: messenger RNA, 386 nt
Organism: Ochotona curzoniae (black-lipped pika)
Lineage: Eukaryota; Metazoa; Chordata; Mammalia; Lagomorpha; Ochotonidae
Gene: SCRG1
Product: stimulator of chondrogenesis 1
Exons: 3
Coding region: 90-386 (98 amino acids)
Source: RefSeq, a predicted model, not a curated record
CUGCCCAAACUCACACAGCGAGUUGGAGCAUUUAAGAGUUCUCCGCCAGGGAGACCAAAAGGCAAGAAGAAAAAGGACCAAAAGCCAAAAUGAAAUUUACAGCACUUGCUGUCAUUGUUGCACUAACUCUGCUGCUGGGAGUCCAAGCCAUGCCUGCAAAUCGCCUUUCCUGCUACAGAAAGAUGCUACAAGAUCGCGACUGUCACAACCUUCCAGAAGGAGUAGCUGACCUCACAGACAUUGACGCGGCCGUGCAGGAUCACUUCUGGGAUGGGAAGGAAUGCGAGAUGAUGUGCUACUGCAAUUUCAGCGAGCUGCUAUGCUGCCCCAAAGAUGUCUUUUUUGGGCCAAAGAUCUCGUUUGUGAUUCCUUGCAGCAGACACUGA